Messenger RNA from Macrosteles quadrilineatus (aster leafhopper), 5118 nucleotides. RefSeq names its product YLP motif-containing protein 1-like. The record is from RefSeq and is a predicted model, not a curated record. The transcript is spliced from 26 exons. Lineage: Eukaryota; Metazoa; Arthropoda; Insecta; Hemiptera; Cicadellidae. Gene Ontology annotation, biological process: regulation of telomere maintenance. Gene Ontology annotation, cellular component: nucleus. The coding region runs from base 12 to 4499 and encodes 1495 amino acids.
UAUAAAUCACUAUGAACAACUGGGGUCAGUGGGGGGCUGCUGCUGCGGCCACCAAUGCUGCCACCUAUCCAGCAUCAACAUUUCCCACUCCACCAGUGCCGCCUGUUCCUCCAGCUGCUGGUGCAUCUACACCAGCUGCAACUUUGCCAGGGUUCCCCAUGGGUCAAACACCAAUGGGUUAUCCCUACUAUGGAGCUGCCGGAGCUAUGCCUGGGGCAGUGCCAGGAGGAUCUUACCCACCAGCACAAUGGCCAAUGACAGCGACCACUGCAGCGCAGCAACAGCAAUGGCAGCAGUGGGAGCAAUGGCAGCAGCAGUAUGCCCAAUGGCAAGCACAGUAUGGUGACAAGUGGACUCCUGAGAUGGUUAAAAAGUUUAAGUACCAGUCCAUGAUGGCGAUGGGAGGUAUUCCUACAGCUGCCGGAGUGGCACCCUUGACUGCAACUGGAGCCCCUCCCCUCCCAGGCACAGAUAAGGGAGCGGCUGGAGAUUCUUCAUCCCAGGACAAAAGUAAUAAGAGAGGAUAUGAAGGAGGCAAACCUGAUACUGACACAGCCAGUCCUCAACAAGCCAGCAAAAAAGCCAAAAAAGAUACAAAGGAGACUUUGGAAGAAAUGGCUGAGCAAGAAAAAGCUUUUGACGAACAGUUCAAAAACUGGGAAGCGCAGUUUAUGAAGUGGAAAGAACAAAAUAUAAAUCACCCUGAUAAGGAGCAGUACAAAGAGUACGAAGCUAAGUGGGAGAGUUGGAGGGAACAGCUUGUACAGCGAAGGGAGCAGAUGAAGAGGAAGAGGGAGCAAAAACUAGCAGAGGAGAGGGCUGCUCAGUUGGCAGAAGCUACUAACACCGCAGCAGCAGAAGCUUCCAAGAGUGCCGCGAGUGUGACCACCACUCCUGCAACUGCGGCUAGUCAGAUGUUCCCCACCAUGGGCUACCCUCCACCCUCUAUCAUGCCUCCUGCAGGCUUCCCAGCACCCUUCCCAGGCCCAGGCUACCAGGGCUACGGCUUCCCAGGGAUGAUGGGAGUGCCUCCUGUGGGAGGGAUGGUGGGAGCGAACCCUGACCUGGUCAACCAUCCACCAGUCAUGCCACCAGACUUAUCUGUCCCAGACCAGAAUGCACCCCUUAAAAUGAAUGAACCUCCGCCAAGUUUCCAAAGAGCUCCUCCUAAAGGUAUUCCCGGCCUAGAUCUUCUUGCUGGAGGAGGUGGAAGGUCAGCUGAAUCACGAGACAACCAAGAGAGGGGCAAAAAACCUCCCCAGGUGCCUGUGACUGAGCCGUUGAUGCACUCUUCUGACGACAAGAACCCGUUUAACUUUCCUCCACCCAGUCAAGAUAAUAGCCAACAAGGAACAAGGAAUUACCAGUCAGGCCCUCCAGGAUAUCAAGGGAAUUUUCAAGGCCCGCCGAACAAUUUUCCAUCAGGGCCCCCCAACUUUCAAGGUGGACCGAACAACUUUAUGCCCCCAAAUAUGCAAGGACAGAACAACUUUGGACCACCAGGGUUUGGACCGAGGGGUGGUCCUCCCUUCAUGGGUCAAGGACCUCCAAACAUGCAAGGACCUCCAAACAUGCAGGGACCCCCUCCUGGUCCUGGGAGCAACCAAUUCAAUAAUCGUCCACCAUUUAAUCAGAACCAAGGAAACUUCCCGCCAAAACCAAAUUUUUCUGAAAACAGAAAUGAGCCAAGGAAAAAUUUUGGUCCUAAUAACCAAAAGAACUUGCCAAGUUUAAUGGACGGUUUUGAUCCAGAUCAAGCCCCGCCAAACUUAAACCUAGAAAGAAAAACUCAAGAUAAGCUUAAAGAGUGGGAAAAAUACUACAGUGAAGAAAAUGAAUAUGAAAAUGAUCCGUUUGCAGAGAACAACGACGAAGAAAAGUACAAUGACUCGGAGGAUAGAUACGGAGGUCCUCCUAAUUUCAAAGGGGGUCCCCCUGAUAGAUUCAAAGGAGGUCCAUUUGGAUCUGGUCCUCCAGGCAGAGGAUACAACAACAUGGGGCCUGAAAUCGAUGACAGAGGGGGUCCGAGGGGAAUGGAUCGCUUUGACAAAAAUGCAGGAGAUAGAGGCAAGUUUAGGGGCCCACCUGGAAAAUUUGAUGGACCUCAUAACAGGUUUGACGGCCCACCCAGUCGUGAGUUUGGCGGUCCUCCUGGAAGAAAACCAGAUGGACCACCCGGGAGAUACGAUGGCCCGGGGCAUUACCCUGGUGAUCGAGAAAACGAUGAUCCGUUCUCAAACUAUGACAGGUUUGGUCCUGAUGGUGAGCGAGGACCAAGGUUCGGUCGUGAUGGCAGAGGGGGCGGAACUGACCGAGGACGAGGAAGCUUUGGUGACUUUGAUGAACCUGAAAAUCCUGACUUUAGAGGACCUGACAACUUGGGAGGUAGAGGAAGCAAUAGAGAUGAUAGGUUCGGUCCUGGUCCACCAUUUGGUGAUGACUUUGCAGGUCCCGGAGGAAGACCUCCAAUGGACUACGGUGGCAGACCUCCACCAGACCAUGAAAAUAGGAGAGGACCACCAGGCAAAGGCCCAGGGAUGUUCCCACCGAGAAUGGAUGGGAUGGCUGAUCCAAUGUCAAAAGAAUUCCCACGUCAUGGACCACCUACAAAUGAUGGGAAUUCCUGUGUUGAAUCACAAAUAGAAACUAACACUAGAAGAAAUGACAAAGGCCCUGAACCUAACCCAGAGUUGAAUAAAGGGGGUCCUCCGCCGUUUCCUCAUGAACUGAAGCCUACCCUGAUACCUGGUGGUGGUGGGCCGCCUGCUGGUCCCAAGUUGAUCUCUGACGCCCCAGGAGAUGUCACUGUGAUAGACUACUCUCACAGACCAGCUCCGCUCAAAGCUAAUGCUACAGACUUGGACAUUCCAGUGAUGAUUCAGCCGAUGCACAUGUUUGACUACCAACACGGGGCUAACCCUGGUCCUCCACCGUUCAUCAAGUCCUCCUUCCUGCCUAGAGGCCGAGACUUUAAUGACAUUGAACGUGACCUGGAUAGGGAGAGAGAGAGGAGUGACAGUAGAGGCAGAGGUCACAGCAGGGAGGACAGGUUUCCUGGCAGACAGGACAGACGGGACAGGGAUAGGGACCAUGACAGAGGCAAGGAGGACAGGUUCAGGGACAGGAGGGAUGACAGAGACAGACGAGACGACAGAGACAGACGAGAUGACAGGGACAGGCACGACCGAGAUAGAGAUAAUGACAGAAAAGAUGACAGAGACAGCAGGGGUCGUAAUGACCGUGAACGUAACGAUCGGGAACGCAACGAUCGAGAACGUAACGACCGUGAUCGUAAUGACAGAGAACGUAACAACAGAGACAGAGAACGAGAAAGAGAGAGGGAAAAGGACAGAGAUAGAAGGAAUGAUGACAAGUCUAACGACAGCAGGAGUAAAGACCAAGGGGACAGGCGAGGGGUCAGGGAUAGGUUUGAUAACCUAAAGCCUAAAGACGACAGACCAUCAAGGGAGGAGCCGCCUCCAGCCAGACAACACCCAGCUGUUCUAAUAGAAGAUAUCCUCAACACCCCGGGGAGAGACAAGAGACCCAACAAGAUACUAGUCAUUCUACGAGGACCACCAGGCUCUGGCAAGAGCUUUGUGGCUAAACUAAUCAAGGACAAGGAAGUAGAGAAUGGAGGCAACGCGCCCAGGAUAGUCUCUCUGGAUGAUUACUUCAUGUGUGAAGUAGAGAGAGAAGAGGUGGAUCCCGAAACAAAGCGCAAGUUUACAACCAAGGUAAUGGAGUAUGAGUAUGAACCAGAGAUGGAGUCGCACUAUCGUCAGUCUCUUAUCAAAGCUGUCCGCAAGAACCUGGCCGACGGCUACUUCCCUUUCAUAAUCCUCGACUGUAUCAACAACAAACUGGAGCAUUAUGAAGAAAUCAACACGUUCGCCAAGCAGAAGGGCUUUCAGGUAUUUAUCUGUGAGAUGGACUCUGAUGUAAAUGUGUGUAGCAAGAGAAACAUACACAAAAGAACAGAAAAGGAGAUAGCGGAAAUGGUGAAGAAUUGGGAGCCAACCCCCACAUCUCAGACACUACUGGAUGUCAGGAGCUUACUGCAGUCUGCUGCCAUUACUGAGGUUGAGAUGGAAGAUGCUCCGGCAGAAGAGGAGAAGAAUGAGAAUACAGACAGUGGAGACAAAGAAGAGUCCAAGGUGGAAGAUGUAGAAGAGGUUAUUGCCGAAUACCUUAAGAGCAAAUGGGACAACGUAGAAUCAUCUGGGGAAAAGCUAGAUCGGCUAGACGGGCUUGUGAAGGCAAGGAAAGGCAACACAAUCAAGGAGUGGUUGGAGCUCUCUGAAGAUGAUCUCUCGGAAUAUCGCCUCUCUAGGCCUAAUGUGUCAGGGAAGAAGAGAGUUCGUUGGGCAGAUUUGGAAGAAAGGCAAGAGCAAGAGAAGAUGAGAGCGAUUGGUUUCGUUGUUGGUCAAACUGACUGGUCGCGUAUGAUGGACCCCUCGUAUGGAGACAGCAAACUGACCCAGACAAAAUACAUCUGAUAAUCCUGACAGUGAUGAACCAACAGACAUACAUUAUUUAAUGUGAUUUUAUACUUUUUUGUUUGCAAAUACCUAGUUUUAAUGGUGUUGCGUAUUUAUAAAAUUGUUUAAAGGCAUCUCAGGAUAUUAAGGUUAUUUGAAAAGUGAUAUUGUUAGCAGUCACUUGUUAAAGAAAUAAAUGUAAUAAAAGCAAAUUAUGGAAAGAAGGAUUCCAUAUUUUAAAUGAUUAAACUCAAACUGUUUCAUAAAAGAUGGCAUAUGUUUUCUUUAACAAAAGUUUUAAGCCAAUAAUUAUCAUAUCAUAUUUUUAUAAGUAAUAGUGUUUGAUUUCAAUUUUUAUGAAAUUUGAAAAUAUUGUGGAUGAAAUGUACCUAUAAAAUAUUGAAUCAGGAGAAUGGUAAUUUUUUUUAAAUUUUGUUACAAAACUAUAUAUGUCUGCUAUAUUUGAUCUGCAAGUACAGUUUGAAAUAUAACUUUAGAAUUAUUAUUUGUUUAUGACUUGAUUGUAAUUUAAAAAUGUAUGGUGGAGAUAUUUAUUGGUUGUAAAUAGAAUUUUUUCAUUAUAAUCUAUAACUUCUCUUCCUUGUGUGUAUGCAUAGGGCCCUUAAAAAUGCUUUGU